Molecule: messenger RNA, 4333 nt
Organism: Daktulosphaira vitifoliae (grape phylloxera)
Lineage: Eukaryota; Metazoa; Arthropoda; Insecta; Hemiptera; Phylloxeridae
Gene: Tnks
Product: poly [ADP-ribose] polymerase tankyrase
Exons: 19
Coding region: 462-4031 (1189 amino acids)
Molecular function (GO): protein binding; NAD+ poly-ADP-ribosyltransferase activity
Source: RefSeq, a predicted model, not a curated record
AAUGUAGUUCGUUCAUAAAAACACAAUUUCUGAUUGUUUUCCUACUUUUCUGUAACGACUAUAGUAGAUUUUACAAGUAGUGUUAUAUUUUCCCAAAUAUUUACAAAAUAAUUUAUAAUCUCUAAUCAAUGAAGAUAACAGUUUUUAAGAACGUUAAAAUAUUUUUUUUUGCUUUAGCCAUUUUUAUUCUUUAUCAAAUUAUUCUAACACUAUAGGUUUUCAUUAUAAGACAAACACCAAUGUGGAUACUAUAUUUUUAUAAAAUCAUAAUUUCUAGAUUACAUUUAAUCUAAAGUUGUAUGGUACAAAAUUUGUCUGCAUGAACGUAUGAAUGUCAUGAGAAAAAGAGUUUUGUUUAUCUCAUAUAUAUUAUUACUUAAAAAAUAAUAACAUUGAAAUGUGUAUGCUUCAUUUACUAUAUGUUAUACACUUGUUAUGCAACAAUCAAAUAAUUUAAAAUAAUGAUGUGCACUAAAAGGCAAGAAAAUGAGGAACCUAUAAUUUGCACUUUACUUCAAGAAGAUCCUCUUAGAGAACUGUUUGAAGCAUGUAAAUCAGGUGAUCUCAAUAAAGUCAGACGUCAAAUUAAUGCAGAUACUGUAAAUGCCAGAGAUACUACAGGCAGAAAAAGUACACCUCUUCAUUUUGCAGCAGGUUUUGGCCGUCGUGACAUUGUUGAGUUAUUAUUAGCUGCAGGAGCUUCAAUACAAGCUCGUGAUGAUGGUGGACUUCAUCCUUUACAUAAUGCUUGUUCGUUUGGCCAUGCAGAUGUAGUAGGUUUAUUACUUGAAGCAGGAGCCGAUCCUAAUACUAGAGAUAAUUGGAAUUAUACUCCUCUUCAUGAAGCCGCUAUUAAAGGAAAAAUUGAAAUAUGCAUUGCUCUAUUGCAACAUGGUGCUGAUCCCACAAUACGCAACUCAGAUAAUAAAACACCUGUAGAAUUAGCUCAAGCUAAUGGAGUACCUGGUAUUAGUGAUGUGUUAGGAGGAGAAUGGCGUAAAGAAGAAAUUUUAGAAGCUAGCCGUUCUGGAGAUGAUGUUAAACUUUCAUCACUUUUAACACCUCUUAAUGUAAACUGUCAUGCGAGUGAUGGUCGUAAAUCUACACCUUUACAUUUAGCUGCUGGUUUUAAUCGUGUCCGUUGUGUUCAGCUACUUCUUAGGCAUGGUGCUGAUGUACACGCUAAAGACAAAGGGGGUCUUGUACCUUUACAUAAUGCUUGCUCAUAUGGUCAUAUUGAAGUAACUGAAAUGCUUAUAAAACAUGGAGCUUGUGUAAAUGCUAUGGAUUUAUGGCAAUUUACACCUUUGCAUGAGGCUGCUUCUAAAUCACGUGUUGAAGUAUGUUCAUUAUUAUUAAGCAAAGGAGCUGAUCCUACAUUAGUAAAUUGUCAUUCCAAGUCUGCAAUAGAUUUAGCUGCAACUAGAGAACUUCAAGAAAAAUUAUCUUAUGAAUUUAAAGGCCAUUGUUUGUUAGAAUCAUGUCGAAUAAGUGAUCUUUCAAAAGUGAAAAAGGUUUUGAACCAAGAUACUGCUAAGUUCAAACAUCCAAUAACUGGAGAAACUGCAUUUCAUGUUACAGCUGCUUCGUUAGGAUCUAAACGAAAACAAAUUAUUGAGCUAUUGGCACGAAAAGGAGCUCAACUAAAUGAAGUCAAUAAAGAAUUACUUACCCCAUUACACAUAGCUGCAGAUUAUGGACAUUUUGAUGUUAUGGAAACUCUUAUAAGACUUGGUGCUAGAGUUAAUGCUAUUGAUGUACAUGGUCAAACAGCAUUGCAUAGAUGUGCAAGGAAUGAUAAUAUUCAAGGCUGUAAAAUUCUUUUAUCCUAUAAUGUGGACACCAGUAUUACAUCUGCACAAGGUUUUAAAGCUAUUGAUGUGGCUACAGAUAAUGUUAAAAAAAUAUUACAAGGUAUUUUUUUCUUUUAUUUAAUUUUAUUAUCACCUUUUUUAAUUUUAAUAAUUAACAAAAAACAAAUUUCAGAACCUCCUGCAAUUUUAGAUUUAGAAUCGGAACUAUUAGAAGCAUCAAAAUCUGGAGAUCUAGAAAAAGUACAAAAAUUACUCACUGCUUAUCCUAAUAUUGUUAACUGUCGUGAUUUAGAUGGAAGACAUUCCACACCACUUCAUUUUGCUGCUGGUUACAAUCGGGUUGUAGUUUGUCAAUACCUCUUAGCCCAUGGUGCUGAUGUCCAUGCAAAAGAUAAAGGUGGACUAGUACCAUUACACAAUGCAUGUUCCUAUGGACAUUUUGAAGUAACUGAUAUGUUAAUUAAACAUGGUGCUAAUGUUAAUGUUUCUGAUUUAUGGAAAUUCACACCACUUCACGAAGCUGCAGCUAAGGGAAAAUAUGAAAUUGUUCGAUUAUUGCUACAACAUGGUGCUGAUGAUACAAAAAAAAACCGUGAUGGGCAUACUCCUUUGGACUUAGUUAGAGAUACAGAUAAUGAUGUAGCAGAUUUAUUAAGAGGUAAUGCAGCUUUAUUAGAUGCAGCUAAAAAAGGUAUACUGGCAAGAGUCCAAAGACUUGUUACCACUGAAAAUAUUAACUGUCGAGAUAGUCAAGGAAGGAAUUCUACUCCUCUCCAUUUAGCAGCUGGAUAUAAUAAUUUAGAAGUAGCAGAAUUUUUAUUAGAACAAGGUGCUGAUGUUAAUGCUCAAGACAAAGGAGGUUUAAUUCCAUUACAUAAUGCUUCUUCUUAUGGUCAUUUAGAUCUUGCUGCACUUUUAAUAAAAUAUAAUACAGCCGUUAAUGCAACUGAUAAUUGGGGUUUCACUCCUUUACAUGAGGCAGCUCAAAAAGGUCGUACCCAAUUGAGUGCACUUUUAUUAGCUCAUGGUGCUGACCCAUUCUUACGAAAUCAAGAAGGACAAACUCCAUUAGAAUUAGCCACAGCUGAAGAUGUACGAUCAUUAUUAACUGAUGCAAUGGCUAGUCAUCCUGGUGCAAAUGCAGCAGCCAAUAAUUCUCUUUUUGUUGCCACCCUUCCACCCUUGUCACCUGAAGAAAUUGCAACAGUUGUUAUGCCAUCUGGAGCAUCAGUUGCUUUGCCAAGUCCUGGAGGAUCUGGAAGAUCUUAUUUGUUAGGCUCACAAGCUGAUGGAUCAGUUAAUGGAUAUGAAAGUGCUCAUCCACAUCCUAAUUGUGCAACCUUAUCAACCAUACAGGGAUUCUUAUCCAGUUUGGGAUUAGAACAUUUAAAUGAAAUAUUUGAAAGAGAACAAAUAACUUUAGACAUUUUAGCAGAAAUGGAGCAUGAGGAUUUAAAACAAAUAGGAAUAACUGCAUAUGGUUUUAGACAUAAAUUAAUUAAAGGAAUGGAAAAACUUGUCUCAAAACAUGGUGGUGUUUGUUCAGGAUUAUCUGGUGGAAUGCCUUGCACUUUAUUAAUUGAUCUUUUAGCAGAAGAUAAAGAAUUUAUUACUGUUGAACAAGAACUACAAAGUACAAUCAGAGAACAUCGUGAUAAUGGUCAAUCCGGUGGAAUAUUUAAUAGAUACAACAUUGUUAGGAUACAAAAAAUUCAAAAUCGUAAGUUAUGGGAUCGUUAUAUGCAUAGAAAACGAGAAGUAGCAUUAGAAAAUGGAAAUCAAGCUAAUGAAAGAAUGUUAUUCCAUGGCUCGCCUUUCAUAAAUGCUAUUGUUCAAAAAGGCUUUGAUGAACGACAUGCGUAUAUUGGAGGCAUGUUUGGAGCAGGUAUAUAUUUUGCUGAAAAUUCCUCUAAAAGUAAUCAAUAUGUAUAUGGUAUUGGUGGAGGAACAGGUUGUCCUACACAUAAAGAUAGAUCUUGCUAUCAAUGUUUGAGACAUUUACUUCUUUGCCGUGUAACUCUUGGUAAAUCAUUUGUACAAUAUAAUGCAAUUAAAAUAGCUCAUGCACCUCCUGGUCAUCAUUCUGUAAUGGGAACUCCUAGUGUUGGUGGAUUAAAUUUCUCAGAAUAUGUUGUAUAUAGAGGAGAGCAGGCUUAUCCAGAAUAUUUAAUUGCUUAUCAAAUUAUGAAUCCAUCUGAAAAUAUAGAAAGUAGUUAGCCAAUUUAAGCACCUUUAUAAUAUUGUUCCUUUUUAAAAAAUGUAGUGUGAUUAUUUUUGACUUAAUUAGGUGUAAUUUUCUUCUACUUCUGAUUAUAAAUAAUUUUACAGUUCAACUAUAAUUUUUGAAAAUAUAACUAUUGCUAUUGUAAGAAUCAAUAUUCAUGUUGUGCAAUAAUAGUUAUAAAAUUUAUAUAAUUUAUUUAUUUUUAUAUAUUAUGUCUGUUUAUUAUGACAUCAUAAAAAAGUAGUCUCGGUUUUAAAUAAAAUUAUUUAUAUAAGUGAAAUAAAAUACAUUUCAA